CGCCGUAGGGAAGCGUGGUCGGUGCUGGGCACACGCGCGGUACGGAAGUGUGCUGAAGUGCACCGGAAGACGCCGGAGUAGAGCGAUGGCGGGUUUGACGGUUAGAGACCCUGCGGUGGAUCGUUCUCUACGUUCAGUAUUUGUGGGAAACAUUCCUUAUGAAGCUACCGAAGAACAAUUAAAGGACAUCUUUUCUGAGGUUGGGCCUGUUGUUAGUUUCAGAUUGGUAUAUGAUAGGGAGACAGGAAAACCAAAGGGUUAUGGCUUCUGUGAAUAUCAAGACCAAGAGACAGCACUUAGUGCCAUGCGGAACCUGAAUGGGCGUGAGUUCAGUGGAAGAGCGCUUCGAGUAGACAAUGCGGCCAGUGAAAAGAACAAAGAAGAGCUGAAGAGCCUUGGCACUGGUGCCCCAGUCAUUGAGUCACCUUACGGAGAGACCAUCAGUCCCGAGGAUGCCCCUGAGUCAAUUAGCAAAGCAGUUGCCAGUCUUCCACCAGAGCAGAUGUUUGAGCUGAUGAAACAAAUGAAGCUCUGUGUCCAGAAUAGUCCUCAGGAAGCACGGAACAUGCUGCUUCAGAACCCUCAGCUGGCUUAUGCUCUGCUGCAGGCACAGGUGGUGAUGAGAAUUGUUGAUCCAGAGAUUGCCCUGAAAAUUCUGCAUCGCCAAACAAAUAUUCCAACACUGAUUACAGGCAACCCCCAGCCAGUCCAUGCUGCUGGGCCUGGCUCAGCACCCGGUGUGCCAAUGAACCAGCAGAAUCCUCAGGCUCCUCAGGCCCAGGCUUUGGGUGGAAUGCAUGUCAAUGGUGCACCUCCUCUUAUGCAAGCCACUAUGCAAGGUGGUGUUCCAGCACCAGGGCAGAUGCCGGCUGCUGUCACAGGACCUGGCCCUGGUCCCUUAGCUCCUGGAGGGGGAAUGCAGACCCAGGUUGGGAUGCCAGGAGGUGGACCGGUGGCCAUGGAACGAGGACAAGGAACCCUACAGCACUCGCCCGUGGGACCCACCGGGCCUGCAUCAAUUGAGCGAGUUCAAGGUACCCGACCAUGGAUGAUAUUGGUGUCUGUCCACGGCUGUACUCCCUCCCUCCUGGUGUCAGGAGGCUUGGGUGGAACAACAACAGUGCCGAUGCAAGACCCCAGAGCAGCUCUGCAGCGAGGAUCUUUGCCUGCCAAUGUUCCAACUCCUCGAGGUCUUUUGGGAGAUGCUCCGAAUGACCCACGAGGAGGCACUUUACUUUCUGUCACUGGAGACGUAGAGCCUAGAGGUUACCUGGGACCACCUCAUCAGGGUCCACCCAUGCACCAUGUCCCUGGCCAUGAAAGCCGUGGACCACCCCCACAUGAGAUGAGGGGAGGGCCUCUAGCUGAGCCUAGACCUCUAAUGGCCGAGCCAAGAGGACCUAUGCUAGAUCAGAGGGGUCCACCAUUGGAUGGCAGAGGUGGACGAGAUCCACGAGGAAUGGAUGCACGAAGUAUGGAGGCUCGAGCCAUGGAGGCAAGAGGAUUAGAUGCCAGAGCAAUGGAAGCCCGUGCUAUGGAGGCUCGUGCCAUGGAGGCUCGCGCUAUGGAGGCCCGUGCCAUGGAGGCCCGUGCCAUGGAAGUCAGAGGGAUGGAGCCCAGAGGCAUGGAUCCCAGAGGCCCAGUGCCUGGCCCUAGAGGACCUCUACCUGGUGGAAUCCAAGGUCCCAAUCCAAUGAAUAUGGCAGUUGGCCCUCAGGGAGGUAGACAGGUCCCAGUCAUGCAGGGAGCAGGGUUGCAAGGAGGAAGUCUGCAGGGUGGAAGCCAGCCUGGUGCCUUUAGUCCUGGGCAGAACCAAGUCACUCCACAGGAUCAUGAGAAGGCUGCUUUGAUCAUGCAGGUUCUUCAGCUGACUGCAGACCAGAUUGCCAUGCUGCCUCCAGAGCAAAGGCAGAGUAUCCUAAUUUUGAAGGAACAAAUCCAGAAAUCCACUGGAGCGCCUUAAAAGGUUUUCAAAGCUACCUGGCAACAUAAUCUGGAAAUUACUUCCCUACUUUGUUGAAAUGUUGCAAAAAAGAUGACUUCAGCAUCCUAAUUCUUGACUGACUUGUUGGUGCCAGGUGGAGGAUUUCCAUCACCUUCUCUCAGAAAAAAAAAAAAAAACUGUUCCAUUUUGUUGUCUCAGUUUGUAACUUUUCUGUGACUUGAAAUAAACUAUCAACACCGUUUUAGUACACUGCAGAUUGAUACACAUGACCUUUUUUGGGUUUAAGCAGCUCAACACCAAGGGUAAAACCUUAGAUGUGUUUUCUGCCCUUCCUUCAGCAUUGUAAUUUGAGAUUGUGUUGUCGCUUGCUCUUUAGGUUAACCAUUCAUUCUUCUUGAUAAUACUUGAGAAUUUCUCAGAAGCAAGGCUUUCUUGAAUUUAUUAGUAUUUGCUUAAUUUGCUUCCAGCAAGAAUAAUAAGGCUUCUGCCUUUGGAAACUUUGUCAAACUCACAAGUCUUCUGGUAGAAAAUAGCACAUGCUUGGAGCUAUAAAACAAUUACAAGGCCAGCGAAGCAAAGAGUCUAGCACAGCAGUGUGCUUAGAAAAAUCAAAAUAUCAAAAUGCAUUUUUUUUGUCAAUAGCAGAUCUGAACAUGCAUAAUUCAGAAUUAAGACAAAGAUUGUGUUGGCACUGGUCUGAGUGUAUCAAUAGAGGACACUGUUGAAAUUCUCAUUGUGUAACUUCAGUAUGGCAGUCAACUUGUAAAGUUUAAAAACUUAGCUAUCACAUGUUUGAGGUUUAAAAAAAAGUCAAGUGAGCAAAAUAUGUUUCAUCCUAUCUUUCAGGAAAUCACUAACCUGCUGCCCUAUGUUAUAAACCAGAUUUAUUCUGGGAAUUUAAACAGAAAGCCCUGAAACUUUUGCAUUAUUCUCAAGACCAAAUGUAGAGAACAAGUAUUCAGGUUGCCUGUGAGGUCUGCCCUUGCUUCUUUUCUUGCAGAUAUUUCUGAAUAUAAUCAGUGCUCUAACAUGGGGUCAUCUGCCUAUUCUCUCUCAUAGUGGCAUUAAGGAGAAACAUAGUUUCUCUCCAUCAGGCCAACCUCAAGAGGUUAUAAGUUGCCUUAAUCCUUAGUGAAGUUCUAUUGGAACUACUUUUGAUUCUAUUUGUAUUCUCAGAAUCCUUCCCACGGGGCUAGGAUUAUGGUCAGGUGUAUUAAAAACCUGUGAAGACUUAGAGAGUGUAAUAGCAUAUUGCUUUACAUGUCAAGCAGCAGAAUGCAAAGAUAAUCAGCCUGAUAGACAUUGAAAUGGAGGGAUUUUCUAUUCUGAUACAAAAUCAUUUACAAUAGAAAUGUGCUGAGUAAGCUAUUUCUUAUUAACCUGGUGAAGAAAAUGUGCUGAAACAGCUGAGGAGCUUUCUGGCUAUCCUACACAUCCCCAGUUCAGCUUGGAUGACAGUGAUGCAUAGAGUUUAUUAUUUUCAUUAUCUCUUGUGUUUACUUCCAUGAAUAUCAGGAGGACCUUCAUAUGUUAAUUUUGGCAACAUACUGAAGUGUUGGUAUAUUUAGACAUUGAGAACAGAAUAAAGCCUUUCUCGUUAGGAACUCAUACAUUUCAGGGAACACUAACUAGCAUUCCAGAUUCAAAGGCCUUCAAGAUGAGAUUAUUUGAUCAAUAGUUCUCUAACAGAAACUGCAUUUUCAAGGUUCCAUUAUAUGUUUUCUCAAAGACACAUUAAACUUAAUUUAGGUAACUGGGAUUCAAGUGAACAAAUCAGAAACAGCAGUAGUAUCCCAGUCUAUCCCUACAGAAGCACCUAUCAGUGUCUUACUGGUGUAAUAAAACAGUUAACUACUAUGGGUCCAUGGGCUGCCUUUAUUGUGUUCAGACUAAUGACUGAAACACCAAUCUCACUAAUCCUUCCUGAAUAAUUAGUAACAAUCAUUUGUUCAUUCUUGGCCAGUUGAUGGUAGAAAAAUUGAUGCUGUAAUGCUAAUUCACUGGGUACGUUAUUGAAAGUCUAUAGUGUGUUGAACUCUGGGUAUACUGAAAUGCAGAGUUUUUUCCCUUCUUUUGAGGGCCUGAGGCUUCUUUCCUCCUAGUCAUUCGUGGUGACUACUAAUAUCCCAGAGCGCACAUGUGCUAAUUGUAGGCUAAGGUUAGAUAGAUGACAGAAAUAGAAAGCAUAAGAUGAACAAAUUUUGCUGAUGUCAUUUGAUGAAGCCAAAAAAAGCUAUUGAAAUUGUAAAGUCUUUAUUUUUAAACUAGACAUUAAUAAAUCCUUUUAAUAAAAACAGUGAUAAAGAGCCUUUGUGUUAAACAAAUAAGUCAUCCUAAGAUGCAGUUUAAGGUUUUUUUUUUUCCCUCAGUUAUUUUCAGCAGAAUAAUGGAAGCUGACAAGAUAGCUCACUUUUCAAUUAUAAUAGAAUUUCAAUUACAAUUUACAUACUUUCAGGAAUUUCUUUCCCAAAUGAAGAGCCCAGAAAUAUAACAAAAGACUCAUUCACUAAGCAAAGAAGAAAAUCCUUCAGUUUUUGACAAGCAGGAUUAAAGCAUAAAUUGCUGUUCACACUGGAUAAGAUUAUGUUAAAUGUAACAGAAUAUGUGUAGUUGAUAUUAUGUGGGGUUAGAGUUCUUGAUAAUUUUAUGCUCAUUGUUUAUUUAUGUUUAUGUUUUGUCAUUCAAUAAAUUUUUAUUUAAAAAGU
This is a messenger RNA of Ochotona princeps (American pika), 4650 nucleotides long. It is a transcript of the gene CSTF2, whose product is annotated as cleavage stimulation factor subunit 2. Gene Ontology annotation, cellular component: mRNA cleavage and polyadenylation specificity factor complex. Gene Ontology annotation, molecular function: mRNA binding. NCBI's taxonomy places the organism in Eukaryota, Metazoa, Chordata, Mammalia, Lagomorpha, Ochotonidae. Gene Ontology annotation, biological process: mRNA 3'-end processing. The record is from RefSeq and is a predicted model, not a curated record. Bases 86 to 1963 code for a protein of 625 amino acids. The transcript is spliced from 16 exons.